AUGGCGGCGCCCUUCGCCUACCGCAGCUCCUCCAUCGCAACAGUUAAAAUCGAAGAUCAUGCCGAGGACGGUGGCGCAGAAGCUGAUGCUGGGAUUCUCAGGAAUGCAGAUGUGGAUCCGCUGCAUGGCCGGGUGCAAUCCAGAGUGAAGGAGGAGGAGGAAGGUCAACCAAGUUCUUCAUCUAGUUAUUUAAGAUCACAAUUUAUUGGAAUGGGAUUUCUAUCAAAGCUGGUAGACAAGGUGCUCCAGAAACACGAUGACAUUGAUUCUGACACCAUAUUGGAGUCUCUUUUCCUAUUCUGUAAAGUACAAGAGUCGGGAUCUGAAUCAUCAGAUUUUUUGGGAAGUCUCUUUGAUUCUGAUAACGAAGAAAACAGUUCUCCUUUGGAGUCUAGGAAAGGAAUCAACCAAGACAUCAAGCCGGAGCUUGAUUCUUUCUUAGAAAAGAGGUCGUAUUUACUGAGAACAAUGAACUUCUCACAGAAAGAAGUUGAUUUAGCAUUCAACAAACAAGGUGAGGAAGCACCAUUAGAACAGCUCGUGGACUGCAUUGUUAUUGCUCAAUUAGGUGGAUCCUCUGGAGGAAUAGAAAAUGGUGAUGCUACAAAUGAGAAUUCCCCUGUUGAUCUCAGAUUAUCACAUGAAGUAUCAUCAGCUAUUGACAGUUUUGGCCAGGGAGCAAAAGUUGAGGAGCUGGCUGACUCCAUUUUGGCAAGGCGAAUAGCCAAUAGCAUUGAGCAGAAAGAGGUAAAAGUUGAACCUGACUUUCUAGAUGAGACAGAAACUGAGUAUACAAUAUACCAGCUCUCAUACUCUGCUAUGAACUGUUAUGAUGAUGACAAUGGCAGAGAUAACACAAGGGUUAAAAGGGCUAAGCACAUAUUUAUAGAUGAUAGAGGGGCCUCCAGUAGUCACUCUAGCAAUCCAUGGUUUAUGGGUCGCUGUGCAGGGAUCAAUGAUAUACCUGUCAAAGAAGAACUUCAGGUAAUGAUACCAGGCUGUCGUGCAAAUGUACAUGGUGACCUCACUAGACCUCCAUAUUUCUUCAAUGGAAAUGUUGUUGAAAUUCCGAAAGACACAUGGCGUCAACUCUCUCAGUUCUUAUACAACGUGGAACCAGAGUUUGUGAACAGUCACUUCUUCUCAGCUCUGAUGCGAAAGGAAGGUUACAUUCAUAACCUUCCAACAGAGAGAAGACAUGCUGUGAAGUCACCGAUGACCAUUGAAGAAGCACUUCCAUUCACAAAGCAAUGGUGGCCCUCGUGGGAUACAAGAAAACAUAUCCAUGUUGUUACUACAGAGGUUGUAGGGAUUGUGCAGACAUGUGAGAGACUGGGGAGGAUGAUUAAAGAGUCAAGAGGAGUGCUUUCACAAGAUAAGCAGAUGCACAUAAUGCACCAAUGCAAGACAUCAAACAUUAUUUGGGUUGGUAAGGAUAAGUUAAGCCCUUUAGAGCCACGUCAAGUGGAAAGGAUACUGGGCUACCCACAUAACCACACAAAUUUGUUUGAACUAAAUCCACCUGAUAGACUUGCUUCCCUGAAAUUCACAUUUCAGACUGAUACUCUGGCCUACCUUUUGUCAGUCCUGAAACACAAGUAUCCAGAUGGGAUGAGAGUGCUAUCCAUCUACAGUGGAAUUGGAGGUGCAGAAGUAACACUCCAUCGACUAGGUAUUUCUCUGAAGUGUGUAGUAUCUGUUGAAGAAUCUGACGUGAAUAGGAAAAUUCUGAGAAGAUGGUUGACAAAAACUGAACAAACUGGAGAACUAAGGCAGCUACAUGGCAUCUGGAAGCUGAAAACACAUGUAAUUGAAGACUUGAUCAGAGAGUUUGGUGGUUUUGACCUGAUAAUUGGUGGAAACUAUAGUUCUUGUAAAGGUGGUAUGACGAUAAAUACAACGAUGGGCAUGGACAGCAAACUCUUCUAUGAAUAUGCCCGUGUUGUUAAGAGAGUGAGGACAACAGUUGGAGUCCACUGA
Molecule: messenger RNA, 1980 nt
Organism: Phragmites australis (common reed)
Lineage: Eukaryota; Viridiplantae; Streptophyta; Magnoliopsida; Poales; Poaceae
Product: probable inactive DNA (cytosine-5)-methyltransferase DRM3
Exons: 12
Coding region: 1-1980 (659 amino acids)
Cellular component (GO): nucleus
Source: RefSeq, a predicted model, not a curated record